This is a messenger RNA of Colletotrichum orchidophilum, 315 nucleotides long. RefSeq lists its product as uncharacterized. The transcript has a single exon. Lineage: Eukaryota; Fungi; Ascomycota; Sordariomycetes; Glomerellales; Glomerellaceae. The coding region runs from base 1 to 315 and encodes 104 amino acids. The record is from RefSeq and is a predicted model, not a curated record.
AUGAUCCAUCAUAGCUCCGUCGUCGACAGCCUCACUCGUCGGGAGCCUGCGCCUGGGGAUCCCUGUGUAGCGGCCCCGUCAAGUCGUUACGAGGCUGCUCUCUCCCUCUUCUGCCAGUCUGCUUCUCUAGACUCUACCUACCACUCUCGAAUGGCCCGGACUGGCCAGUGGCACGCACAAAUGGACUACGCUAGAAUGGCACAAGAGACGCUGCGCAUCACACGGACCACACCUCUUUUUACACCACCCAUGUCUUGUCGACAGUCGACACUCGCCGUGUCGCCUGCAUCGCUGUACCAGAAUGACACACAAUGA